GCUGUGACUCCACCACGUCAGCAGCAAUUCCUCUCCAGCCAAUUUCGCUUCGCCCCGCUAGACAUUAGGCCCGUCUUCCGCAGAACUCGUUGGAAGCAUAUACAUACGCACGUAAAUAGUCUAGCAAGGGUUGGGUUGCUCAUACAUUGUAGCGCUGGUGCUACCAAUUCAGCAACGAUUCCGCAAGAUGGCCGAGUCAGGGCGCCCCGACGACGUUGGUGGGAUGCCGUCCGCGAGACCAUUCCUCCACGAGCUUUUCCCGGUGCACCGCUGGCUCCCAGACGACGAGUCCAUCCCGGCUCAAUACCGUCCAGGCACGAAUAGCUCGUCGUCCGCCGAGCCCACCUCGUACAGUAGCAUUCCCCGCCGUUUCCUGAAGAACCUCACCGCGCGUCUGGUCCGCACUUUGGAUGGUCUCGUCAUAUCCACAACGAUCCCGCCAGCACUCGUGCAGCUGCUCCCGAACGUCCGUCCCGCUUGGAUACUAGAGGCAUCGCCAUGUGGAAACUUUUUGGCGGUGCUUUGCGACUCGAGGCUUGAGGUCCGUUCGCGGACAGCCAACUUUGAAGUCACUGGGGUGGCUCGCCUGGACAGGGACGGAUUUCCUUCUUGGCGGAGGGUGGCCUGGUCGUUUGAUUCUCAGCUUUUGGCCGUCUCAGCCAGCAACGGGAGGGUAACAGUCGUACGGAGUGAUGGGGCCAUAAUGUGCGUCAUAUCGCCCAAGAGCAAAGGGAGCGGCACUGGGAAGGGAUCAACAGCGCUGCCCACGCAACCUGUCCAAGUCGAUUUGCAGGCGUUGGGCGAAGGGAAGGGCAAUGAUUCAGUAGGAUUCAUAGAUCCAGUAUCAAUUCUACUCUUCCUGCCGCCUCAGCGCGAUUCGAAGGAUCCUGAGUUGUCGUUCGAAGGACACCCAUAUACCCAUGAACUGCUUGUCAUCACGUACGAUGGCCUGCUCAGGAGCUAUCUAAUCCACAAGGACGAACUUGGAAGCUCCCUGCCGCCACCAAACACCACCUCGUUCGUCCCUGCCAUGCACACGAGGCGUGCCAGUUCACCCGGGCUGUCCAUGCUACGGGAAAGCAAAUCACACGCGGGUCGCAUCACAUUCUACCACAAAUUCUCAUUUGACCAUUGGCACGAGUGCGUCUGCACGGCGACCAUUGAUGUGGAGCGUGGAAUCAUGCUGGUCAGUGGGAAGGCAGUACAGAAGAGCAAAUCAAUGCACUCCACGAGUGCGGCAACUGGGCCCGGGAGCAGUGUCGUGUCGGAAUGGAAACUCUCCUGGGACAAGCCUUACUAUCAUAUGGAGGGCCUGGAGCUUAGCGAGAGAGUCGUCAGUCCUCAUGGAUCAGACGAAGAGGACGACGAGCGGGGAGUAUGGGGCGGAUUGCGAAAAGCCUUGUCAGUCAACUCGGUGUUGAUGUCGCUGCAGCCGUCCCGACGGCGGUUGUACCUCGAUACAAUACAUCAGAUUGCCCUCUCACCUAAUGGGAAACGAUUGGUCACCUUGGAUUGCGGGGGCACGUUGAAGCUAUGGGAUGCACUUCGGCUCGAUCUGGUGUGCGAAUGGACUACCUCCGCCUUACGAAAGAAGCUCGGGCUUCCCUUUUCAGAGAGUGCGGACAUCGCGAAACAGGUUACUGAACAAGGACCCGCGACGACGGUCCCGGAUAUCUUGACCUCGAUGGGCUGGUGGUCCGACUCGAGUGUGUUCCUAUCAUUCGGAGACGGAUAUGUUCGAGUAGUAGCCAUCCCAUCCCUGAUGGGACUCUUAGUGGCCGACGUUCCACCAUUUCCAAAGAUGCCAGACGCCGUUGCGCUGCAACCAGACCGCAUCUUCAUCCUAAUGCACGAGACGGAGGUUGUGCGCCUGCGUUUUCGUGAUGGCAUAUACACACCGAUUCGGACCGUCGUAGGAGACUACGACACGGAAGGGCCUACCAGCGGGGCGUUGAUAUCACGAGACAAAGCGAGAUCUAUCCUGGAAAUCAUCGUUUCGCUUCUCUCCCGCCCACUACGUAUCUUCACCUCGACAAUUCUUUGGCACUGGGAAGAGGACGCCUCCCCGUCACAGAAAACCGUUAUCGUAAACCGCCGCCACUAUCAGCUCAUGUGCCUGCUGAAAACCACACCCUUGGAAGCCAUGCGUCGCAAGAUCCACGGACAAGAGUACGAGGCCGCCCUGCAGCUUGCCCAUGAGCAUGGACUGGAUAUCGAUGAGGUGUACAAAGCGCAAUGGAUGCGUGCGGAUGUCACCGAAAACGCGAUUGCGGAUUAUUUGGCGAAGAUAAAGGAUAGGGAAUGGGCUUUGAGAAGCUGUGUGGAAAGGGUUCCGGCGACGUCGAAAGCUGCUAGGCUGUUGCUACGAUACGGCCUGACGCAGACCGACGUGAUAUCGUUACAGGAUGUUGAGCGAGAGGUCGAGGAAUUGCUGGAUGAGAUUGACGAAGAAGCCGUACACCAUGCGAGGGUGGGUGUAAACAUGUUUGGAGCGUCAACAGCGACAAUCUGCACAUACCGUGCCCGAAUAUUGAAAUACCUAGACCGUCUGGAGACCCAUGCCGCGAUAUUUGCUGGCUCGUUCGAUGAGGAGGACGCUGAUGGCCAACGUAUCACCUUUGCUGAGCACUUCGCGUGGUUUCGCGACUGCAACCUCGUCUUGCAGGCUGUGGAUUUCGCGGUGGAUGAGGAUACGGUGGCCUUGGAACAUCUGUUCACCCGCCAUGGGAAGGACAUCUUACCGUAUCGGUUAGCUGUUCUGGACCACAUUCCCGAGACCGCUGAUCCUACCGAUUACAAACACUUGCUGCCGAGAAUCGAACCAGCAACACAGCGCGAGAUAGAAUGGCAAGUCAUUCCGUGGCGACGGCCCGAUUGGACCGAAUCAGACAGCGUUAGGGAGUUUCUGGAGAUGGUUGAGGACGAAGAGGAAGGCGAAUCCAACAUGAAUUCUAUCGCGACCACCUUACGCAACUCAACCACCCUGCCUCCCGAGAUCAUCUGCACAGUCUACCCAGCCCCUCAACAAGUCCUCAGCGAAUGGUACGCGUCCCGUGCCCGCUUCAUGGAAGCCGCAUCAGGGCAAUCCGACCUUGCCCUUGACCUCGUCCGACUGGGCAUCCAGCAUCACGUGAGCGGUCUAGAAGACCUCCGGGAUAACCUCAUCACGUUGGGCAAACUACUUUACGAAUGCUACGAUCCGACUUCGAAGGAUGUGGUAGAUCUAUCUCUGGAUCGGUUGUCCAGGUUGUCACCUGAGGAAGUUCUGCGGUUGUUUGUGGCGCAGUCAACGGACGAGACGAUCGUUAGGGACGUGAAGCGCUUCGUGCUACCGUACAUAUGUAACCGCGCCAUUAGAGCAGACCCGUCGUUGAAGGCAACGAGACCCGGCGAUGAGUACGGGUUCCAGAAGCAGUCGAGUCUGACUGCUUCGAAUCUGCAGAUUCUGUAUGGCUGGAUCGCGAGCGUCGCGGAAGAGCAUCUGGAGUGGUGUACGCUGAUUCUGGAGGAUUCGGUGGCGGCUGGAUCUGAGGAGGAACGGAUCGUGAGCGCGGAUAAGCUGCCGGAGCUGGUGCUUGAGUGCGCUUACCGAUGCCACCGGUCCGAUGCUGCCGUAGGGGCGCUUUACGACCGGUUGCGACACUGUUUGCCGGUGGAAGAAAGUGAAGAAGAAACAAAGGGUGGUCGUAGGCAGGAUGGCGGGAAACCUGGUGCGGCUAAAGCGCAACGGGGCUCGUCGAGUACGAGGAAACCGAAACCGUCAUCCUGGGAAGAUGAGUUGGAUAUCACUUUGGACGAUGUUGCGAGUACUGCUGCCGGAACGCCAAAAGGCUUGAAAGGUCUCGACCCGGAACUCCAAGCGCGCGUUCGGAGGUUCAUUGUGCAUGUCAAAGUCGCUCAGAUUCUUGCAGAGUACGGGCUUCCCAAACCCCUCCCAUGGCUCAAGGACGCCGAAACGCAUCCAGAACAGCAGCGGGCCUUGCUGUUGUUGCUUGCACGCCAGUCCUCAGGUGACCGUGCUGCACCUGCGGGCUCGGUAAUUCCCGCAGACGAAUCGCGGUUCGACGACGAUGAGGACUGGAUGGGUUUGCUGACGCACAUGCUUUCGUUGCAUGAGAUGGGCGUGCUGAGUCUUGUGCCCCGAAAGGACAUCUAUGUGGAGUAUCUCUCGGUCAUUCUAAGCUGCGGACUGUUCAAGCUCGCGAAGCGGAUCAUGCACCCUGAUCGGAAACUGCCGCCCUUGUCCGCGGAUGCCAUGGAGGGUUUGUUGAUCAAUGCCGCCAAAGAGUAUUACGACAACGCCGAUUCCGGGGAUAUGACUCAGGGUCUGAUGAGAAAAGCGCGAGAAUGUUUGAACGUCUUGCCAUCGUCGCCGGCUCUCCAGACCGAACUCGAUUUCGUGCAAGCUACUCACCAGCUCACCGUGCGAUACAACCUCACGUCCGAGAAUACCGGGGAUAUCAUCCUACCGAUCCAGAUUCGCCUCCAUCCCGAUCGGGUCCAAUUGAUAGCGCGCCUCCUCUAUUCGGAACCAGACGCCUAUCGCGCUCCACUCGACGAUCUGACCCGCAAGAUCCUCCGCGAGCAAUACAGCGCAACCGCCAAAGCGCGCGUUCAUGCCCUUAUCGCUGAUGCUGCCCUGCGGGCGGGCGACUGCGACUUUGCCUACAAGACCUGCGAGGCGCUGUUGAUCUUCAUGGACGACUUGCACCCAUAUUCACGUGACGUGGCGAACGCCGUCUGUGAGGUGUGCAUGGGUUUGGCCGGGGUCGCCAGCUGGCGUGAAGUAGAGAAGAAGAUGAAGCUUGUCGGCCAUGCUUUGACGCUUUGCACGGAGGAGAAGAUGACGGAGGUGUUGGGCGUUUGGACGCGCCUGGAGACUGAGAGGGUCGCCUUGAGUGCUGUGAGGAGCGCGAUGACUCAUGGGGAGGGGGAGAAUACUGAGGAGGAUGCUCUGAGUCUCGUCGCAAACCGAUCAGCUGGGGACGGUGCUUAUGUCUUUAGUCAUGAGAAAGCGUUGGGAGAGCUGGAACGCCAGGCAUUGGCGUUUGAUGAUCCGGUGUUCGCUGCAAGCGAAGGUCAGAGGUUAAGUCAGUCCUCCUUUUAUUCGACGGAGCCCAACAUCAUCAUCAAGGGGAAGAGAAAGAGUGAGAAAACUUCUUCGGCAAGACGAAUCGUCUUGGAAGCCCUCAUGCGCCUAAAAAGCGUCCAAACAUUCAAUGACGAUCACGAGAACAGGCCCGCGUCUAAUGAUCGAAAGACAGACGAUAGUCAGUACGAUGCAGAGUUGCUUAGCUUAGCUCGGGAGUGGUACGCCACAGACGCAACGUAUGCCCUCGGUUAUAUGCUCGCCAUCAAGGAGGACACGACAGCAAAACGAUUCUUCGAGGAGCUUCCUGCGUCGCCGGUCAACGAGCAAUUGGCUUGUUAUUACUUUGCCGUACGCGCACUGCAUAUCGCCUUAGGUGAAGAAGACAGGGCAGAGUUGAUCAAUGAGCUGUAUCGAUGUGACCCAGCGGACAUCCUCUCCAGAGUUCGUGAGAUAUCAGCGAAAUAUGGCGUCGAUGAGUCUCAACCCCCGGAAUCGGAGAACAGCGGUUGGGACUUGCAUCUCGAUGAGCACACUACCGUGGCAGAUUUUAAGGCUCUUUCCCAAAACACCGCUACCUCCCCGCAUGUCAAAACCUUACUCGCCACUGCGCUUCGCCAUGCCACGUCCAUGGCAACCAAAUCGCAAGCACAGAAACUUCGCUCGCUCUAUGACAUGCCUGGUGUAGACAUCGCCCGGUUCGAGGCGGACCCGGCGUACCGUCGUGAGGCGGUGCUAAAUUUGGCACGGACGGUCGACAUUGCUGUGUUGGAGCGGGCCUUUGUUUUGGCCAAGCAUGUGAGCAUCGAUGAUUAUGAUGUUGCGAUCGAAGCACUGGAAUGGUGGUUUGCGAGCGAGGCAGCUGGCGAUGUGCAAGCGUUGAUUGAGAAGGUGAAGCCCAUCGUACAGAGGAGUGAGAAGAUGCAAGAUACUGUCGACCGGAUCGGACAGUGGCAUGCAAAGAUAUCGGGGACUAGUCGAACAAAGCUGCUGCAAUUAUACAAAUUCCUUGUUGACUGUGCCGAGUCGACACAAACGCACUUGGAGACUGUCCCGCAAGUCAGCCUCCGCAUAGACGUGCUGCAAAGGCUCGCCGCUGGCGGUAAAGCCUUGUCCAUUGUCGACUUCAAGGAGCUCAUUUCCUCACAAAGUGCGGAUGUGGACACCUUUAUCAACGCUUUUGGCCCUAUUCGAUCGAUUCCCAUUCUUGAGGUUGUCGCGGCUAUCGUGCCCAGUGUGCUACAGCUAUCCCCAAUCGCUCUUUUUGCUGAUGAGGUUGAUGUCGUGGAUUUACCAAAAGCAGUCGUCGCUGCACCCGGCAUUGUGAGCAAACUUCACGCACACUACCUCGAUUCCAAAUUACCGAGCGUGCCUUGGGAGUAUCUAGAAGAACAGAGUGUUGCCGCGCAGUUGUCUCAAUUCAUGAUUUUGUUUGAGCACUUGAGCGCGGAGGAUUUGCUUCAGAUUACAAGAACCCUCACGGUCGCGGAAUCGGCGAUCGGAAUCCCUGUGAUAUACCGGCAAGAUCUUGUGUCAAAGUCUGAUGCGCUAAUGCAACAGCACGCUGCGGCCGGGAAGGUAUCCGAAGCACAUUUGAACGAAAUUCGAAGCAUAAAGCGCCACCUGAACCUAAUCGGAGGAUUGGCGUCGCUUGUUGAUAAUGACUAUGGGGAGACCAUUGCCCCCGAGCGUGUACAGCAGUUCGAUGCCUUAUAUGGAAAGGAGACGAAUCAGUUUGCAGGUGUCGUGAUGCGGAUGGUCAUUGGGGGAAUAUCCCCAGUACUGGUCUACCAAGCCUGCAAACUUCUCAGUGCUGCAUUUGACCAGGAUCUGACCAUUCUGUACCCUGCCACUUUGUACAAAGAAACGGCGUGGAGUAUCCUCGGCGUACCCUCCGCUACACCUUUUGAGGGCGUGUUUAGGCGUGGAGUGGACUCACCCUUGGCGGCAUUCGAGAGAGUUCUGGGCAGUGUGGCGCCCUAUGCGCCUGCUCCUGCUGCUGAAAUUGGGAGCCCACAAGCGACGGCUGAAGGUGGAUGGCACGUCCAUGGGAAUGACGAUUUUCGGGAUACGACAUCACCGAGCACGUCAACAUCCACCGCACCCACGAAAGUGAAUGAGGGAUGGGACGAUUGGGAAGAGGAUCACUCUGCAAAACCCAAAUUGAGUCCCCGGCCGUCGCUGACCGUGGAUACCUCGCGCACCCACCCAGCACCCCAGCACCCAUCUCAGACGGACAUCGACAGCGAAGGGUGGGACAUUGGCCACAUCGAAGGCCUGAGCCCCGUGAAGACGAAACCGGCGGCCCCUGUUGAGCCGCUCACCAUGGACAGCGGUUGGGAUAUCGACCUCCAAGGGCUCAGCCCCGUGAAGGAGAGCAAACCCGAUGUGGAAUCGAGCGAGAGUGGGUGGGAUAUUGAUCACAUUCCGGGACUCAGUCCUGUCAAGGAGACGACGAAGCCUGCGGAAGGGUUGGGCGACAGCGGAUGGGACAUUGAUUACCUUGAGGGGUUGAGUCCGGUCAAACAGACGUCACAUGAACCUUCUGGGAAUCCCGGGUUGAACUCUGCUCUUUCAGACGACAAGGAGCAGGUUUCCGCAAUCGAUAGCGGAUGGGAUAUUGAUCUUAGUGGAUUGAACCCGGUGAAGUCAUCCCCAUUGUCUGGCAACACUGUUCCUGCGCCGACUCCAGGGCCGUUGGGAGGAGGCCAGGAAGGAACCGUAACGCCGCAUACACCGUCCAAGCCGGCGCCAGGACUUGAGGACGUCGUUCCUCCCUCAAAGGCACAAACAGCUGGCGAUGUACUCUCAGAGCCAUUCGACGUGAUCAUGGUCAACAUCAUGAAGGCACUGCGCGAAUGCCUGACGACUGUGGUGAACGACCAACAGAGAUUCGGGCCCGCUCUGGGUAUGCAAAUGCUCGACCUUCUCAAACGAUAUUUCAUCCUCUCCGCGACCGAGUCGAUCGUCAUGCAACGCCGCAGGUUGUGUCUCAUGGCCGCCGCCGCUUGGAAUGUUCAGAUCCGCGAAUCCGAUCUGAUCGACAUUUCGGGCCGCCAGAAGGUGUUACAGACGCUAUUGGCCAGCACGCAGACUGCUGCGCAAGCUCAGGCCCUCGUGGCUGUCCUCUCCGAAUGGCUCCCUCCUAUCGGUGCGAGUAAUACACAGCAAGCAGGCGUAAGGGGCUACCCAGUCCCAGCCUACCUCCAACUCUACUGGAACGCGCUGCUAUGCUGGAUGGUCGAACAUCAAGAGUUCUCCAUGGCGUUACUUGUUCGCGUCGAGUUUGCAGCGUUCAACAUCCUGGACCAGAAAGGAGAGAUGAUCCUCCUGCAGACGUUGCAGGACUCACAGAAGUACGCGGAAUACUUCAAACAUGGGCUGCUGUCGCGUCACGCCCGGAUACGGAAUGAAGCGAUCAGCGAAUUGCAUAGUGUCAUGGAUACGGCCCCUUCGCCUAUGACAAAUACUCGGAAUUCGUCAACUUCCCAAUUGCAGGGCCCAUUCUCGGAGGUGGAACAGGAUCGGUUCCUCCAUGUCUUGAUCUGCGCAAGAGGACUGGCCGCGCUGGUUGCCGGCACCCCAUUGUGGCCCGCGGUCAGAGCAUCACUGCUCGCAUCCGCUCCCGACGUGAACCCCACCAAUCAAUUUGAUGGCUACAAUACCAACACUCGUCCGACGACCAACCACUCGCGCCUCCUCACCACAGUGGCCGGCGAACUUCGCGGGGCAGGCUACGUUGCCGCAGCCGCAUCUCUUCUCUCCGCAUCACCCUCCGCAUCCGGGUCCCGCUCGCCUAUCGCCUCACGUCCAUCCAGCUCGCUCGGAUUGGUUACAUCGCCUGCCUCAGGCGCUGCCGACGGCGGCGGCGGAGUGUUUGGUCGUGUCUUGAAUUUGGCGGUUGCGGCAGCUGGAGCCGUUGCGCAUCCUUUGCUUUCGGGCCAUGUCACUAGAGCGCCUAUCCCGGCCCAGGAAUGGGAGUUAGAAGAGAAGAUGCUGGAACGGGUGGCGCCGGCCUGAGAUGUUAAUUACCAUAGGGUAGGGGUUCCGGAAAUGAUACCUACGAGACGAGCGUCGACCGCAGACGCCAUAUUUAUCUCGAGUAGUUAGUCGGCCGAAUCAAGUAUCAUAACGAAGUUUUUGGGGUGUCCUGAUAUGGGGCCUGAGUUUUACAGAUUUUUUCUCGUGUACCUACAACAUGUACUGUAUAUACUGUGUGAAAUGUUAAAUGGAGAG
Fimicolochytrium jonesii is the source of this 9325-nucleotide messenger RNA. Its product is annotated as secretory pathway protein Sec39-domain-containing protein. Gene Ontology annotation, molecular function: SNARE binding. The transcript has 8 exons. Bases 188 to 9109 code for a protein of 2973 amino acids. Gene Ontology annotation, cellular component: endoplasmic reticulum membrane; Dsl1/NZR complex. Gene Ontology annotation, biological process: retrograde vesicle-mediated transport, Golgi to endoplasmic reticulum. Lineage: Eukaryota; Fungi; Chytridiomycota; Chytridiomycetes; Spizellomycetales; Powellomycetaceae. The record is from RefSeq and is a predicted model, not a curated record.